This is a messenger RNA of Melanotaenia boesemani (Boeseman's rainbowfish), 3594 nucleotides long. RefSeq names its product Rho guanine nucleotide exchange factor (GEF) 7a (gene arhgef7a). The transcript has 23 exons. Bases 246 to 2834 code for a protein of 862 amino acids. Gene Ontology annotation, biological process: intracellular signal transduction. NCBI's taxonomy places the organism in Eukaryota, Metazoa, Chordata, Actinopteri, Atheriniformes, Melanotaeniidae. Gene Ontology annotation, molecular function: guanyl-nucleotide exchange factor activity; protein binding. The record is from RefSeq and is a predicted model, not a curated record.
UGGCGGCGGCGAUGCGCAUGCAUGCAGUCCACUGCCUCAACGCAUCAUAGCGAACCGCAUUUGACAGCUAUCCAGGUUAGACCGAGGGGAAACGGAUCGCUCAAGGGAGGAAACCAGACUUGCUGAAUUUCCAACAGCCAGUCGUCAUCGCCCGCAUCCAGCCGAGAUGACAGCGUAACCAGGGCGGCGAGCUGUUAAAGAUACAAAAACACCGCCUCUUUGUUGAGUAUCUGCUGUGACUGGACAUGAAUUCGGCGGAACAGACGGUUACAUGGUUGAUUACGCUCGGGGUGCUGGAAUCGCCGAAGAAGACCAUCUCAGAUCCUGAAGCUUUUCUGCAGAGCUCCCUGAAAGAUGGGGUGGUCUUGUGUAGACUGCUGGAGCGGCUCAGCCCGGGGUCCACGGAGAAAAUUUACCAAGAACCGAAAAACGACGGCGAGUGCCUGAGCAACAUAAAGGAGUUUCUCAAGGGCUGCACAUCGUUCCGCGUCGAGCCGUUCGAGGCCAGUGACCUGCUCCUGGGCCUGAACUUCUCAAAGGUGCUCAGCAGUCUGGUUGCUCUCAAUAAGGUGACUGCAGAUAUCGGCGUGGGUAGUGAUUCAGUGUGUGCCCGGCACUCUUCCGCCCACCGCAUCAAGUCUUUUGAAUCGCUGUCCUCUCAGGCUUCACUGGGGCGAUCCUCUAAGCUGCUCCAGAAUCAGUUUCGCAGUCUUGACAUGUCAGAAAACAGCGGACAGCAAACGCUGGUGAAGGCGCGUUUCAACUUCCAGCAGACCAAUGAAGAUGAGCUCACUUUUGCCAAGGGUGAUAUCAUCGGUGUGACUCGUCAGGAGGAGGGCGGCUGGUGGGAAGGGACACUCAAUGGCAAGACCGGGUGGUUUCCUAGCAACUAUGUGCGUGAGGUCAAAGGCUCUGACAAACAAGUGUCCCCCAAGUCUGGCACCCUCAAGAGCCCACCUAAAGGAUUUGACACUUCUGCAAUUAGCAAGACAUACUAUAACUUGGUGUUACAGAACAUUUUAGAAACUGAGACAGAAUAUUCCAAGGACCUUCAGGUCCUCCUGACAAACUACCUGCGACCUCUUCAGAACAUUGACAGACUAACCAGCUCAGAUGUGGCUCUUAUUCUGGGGAACCUUGAAGAGAUCAGCACUUUCCAACAGAUGCUGGUCCAAUCGUUGGAGGAGUGCACCAAGCUUCCAGAAAGCCAGCAAAGGGUGGGUGGCUUUUUCCUCAACCUCAUGCCACAGAUGAAGGCUCUCAAUGUCGGUUACUGUUCCAACCAUCCUUCUGCAGUUAAUGUGCUCACCCAACACAGUGAAGUAUUGGGGGAUUUCAUGGAAGGGCGUGGUGCAGUCAGUCCUGGAAUCCUCACCCUGACCACAGGCCUCAGUAAACCUUUUAUGAGAUUGGACAAAUACCCCACCUUACUCAAAGAACUGGAAAGGCACAUGGAGGAGGGUCACCCCGACCGGCCAGACAUUCAGAAGUGCAUGGCAUCGUUCAAAAAUUUGUCUGCACAGUGCCAGGAGGUGCGGAAACGAAAGGAGCUGGAGCUGCAGAUUCUUACUGAGACCAUCCGGCUGUGGGAAGGAGAUGACAUCAAAACCCUGGGUUCUGUGAGCUACAUGAGCCAGGUCUUGGUUCAGAGUCCUUUGCCAGAGGAGAAGAAUGAGCGCUACCUCAUGCUUUUCCCUCAUGUGCUCCUCGUGUUGUCUGCUAGCCCCAGGAUGAGUGGCUUCAUAUUCCAGGGAAAACUGCCCUUAGCUGGCAUGAUAGUGACCAAACUAGAAGACUGCGAAGCCCAUAAAAACGCUUUUGAGCUCAAUGGCACAAUGUUUGACCGUCUCCAGGUGAUAUGCUCGAACCAGCAGGACCUGCAGGACUGGGUGGAACACCUGACGAGACAAAUCAAGCACACUGCAGCCAUAGCACCCAGCCACAAACCACUCACUGUUCCCUGUCACACGCUUCCAUCUCACCCCUUCACACCAUCAAGGCACGCUGAAGGAAGGGCGAUGACAGUAGCUCCUACCUACCACACCCUGCCUCACCCGUCUUCCCAUGGGACAUCCCACAGCACUAUGAUGUGGGGCCCACUGGAACCACCCAACACCCCCAAACCCUGGAGCCUAAGCUGCUUGCGACCUGCACCACCAUUGCGUCCUUCUGCUGCCCUCUGCUACAAAGAGGAUCUUAGUAAAAGUCCUAAGAGUGUGAAGAAGCUCCUUCCUAAGCGUAAACCUGAGAGGAAACAGUCUGAAGAGGAAUUUGCCUUGAGGAAGAGUACAGCUGCUCUGGAAGAAGAUGCCCAGAUCCUGAAAGUCAUUGAGGCAUACUGCACCAGCGCCAAAACCAGGCAGACUCUUAACUCUACCUGGCAGGGCACUGACCUGAUGCACAACCACGUGCUUGCUGACGUGGACCAGUCCUGCGUGGAUUCAACAGGCCGCCGUAGCAGCGUGUCUCGGCCAGAACUGAGCUCUGACCUCUCGGAGGACUCUGACUAUGACUCCAUCUGGACCACUCACAGUUACAGGAUGGGGUCAGUGCCGCGACCUCGAAGGGAGACAGGGCUGCAUGUGAUCAUCCCUGGUGAAGAAAAAGUUCUCUUAGAGGAUCCCAGUCGAAAUGGACAAAGUGCACUGGAAGAAAAGAGCUUGGUGGAUGUGGUCUAUGCCCUUCGGGAUGAAGUUCAAGAGCUGAAACAGGACAAUAAGAAGAUGAAGAGGUCACUGGAGGAGGAGCAGAGAGCAAGGAAAGACUUGGAGAAAGUUGUGAGGAGGGUGUUAAAGAGCAUAAAUGACCCAACGUGGGAUGAGACAAACCUGUGAGACUCAUCUUCACAACCAUGUGCAGCACUGAGAGAGAAAAAAACAAGAGCAUACAAUAUGUCGUAUUACACAUCUUUACAUGCAUGCACUCACAUAAGUUAAGGGUGAUUGUGUGAUUCAGAGAGAGUGCAUCUGUAAGCUGUUAUUCGUGUGCUUAUUUGAGAUGGAUGUGUAUGAGUGCUCUGAGUGUUAUUGCAGCCAUUCUGCUUAAAGGCUUCAAUGUAAUGCUGAAAAGAUUUGACCGUCUAUUAAACAGUAACAUUCCUUGGGCACCAAGCAAAAGUUGAACCCAUCAACAGCUGUGUUCAGGAAGAAAAAUGCUGGAAAAUAACAGGAGAUACAUGCACUCCUUUUGUUUACAAACAGGACCACUGUCCAGUGGUACAAAAAUGGUACUUUAAUGGUGUUAAUGGUCUUAAUUUGAACCAUGGCAUUUCAUUAACCUCUCUUAUGUUAUUUAAUUUUUUAAUGCAAUGACUUUUGCAGGGAACUUUCAUGGCCUGAGGGCUAAGUCUGAUGUUUUUCUUUGUUUUGUUUUUUUUAAGCUUGUAGUGAACUUUGUGUCAGGAAACUAAUCUUUUAUGUCCUUUUAUUUCCUUUAGUUUCCUUCUUGGUGUCUUUAUUCUUUGACCAAUUUAUAAUUUGACAUUCGUUCUGGGCAACCUAAGUGAAUUGUAUAGAUUUUGAACUUGUACUGUAUAAUGUAAAUACUGCUAAAAAUGAGCCUUUUCCUUUGGGAGAAAUAAAUGAGUUCAUUGAA